AUGCAUCUUGAUAACAAACGAAAAGAAGUUUCCAUUGUACGAUAUGCGGUUGCACAAUAUUAUCACAAAAUUGUAUUGUCUCGUAACUGCCUGGAUAAUUAUAUUCUUAUGCAUGUAGAAAGAAACUCACCUGAGAUUCAUGUAGUAAUACCAUUAAAAAGAUGUGUAAGAUGUUAUAAAUACGAAAAUGAGAAUUUUUCGGAACGAAUAUUUCAAUUUUCUGACAAUAUAACAAAAGAAGACUUGGCUGAUACAUCAGCAAUUCAUAUUACACUUAAAAAUGAUCAUUUUGCAAACGAAUUUAUUAAUUUUAUGACCAAUACAAUGAAUAUUCAAUGUUACUAUGCGAAAAUUAAUGUUCAUCAUGCACCAGUACAGAAUGAAACAUUGUUCAAAUUAAUAGAUAACAAUAAUUUUUUAUCUAAUUAUGUUUGGGAAAUGGUAUUGAGUCUUGGUUAUCAGAUAAAAGACAAAUUAUCACCAAGAUUAAUGAAACAAAUUCAACAGUAUGCUCAUAGAUCAAAAGAUGAAACAUAUCCCCAACAUAAAUUCUACCAAAAAAUAAUUGCUAUUUAUCGUUGUGCAAAAGAUAAUCGAUUUUAUAACAUUGAACAGAAAUUUUAUGAUACAAAACCACACUGGAUUCCACCAACACAAACAAAUUAUAUAUAUGUAUCACGAAUAUUUCUGACACCUUACGGGAUAUAUCCACAACCGUUAAAACCUAUUCGGUCUAAUCGUGUGCUACGACAAGAACAAUUUGGAUCGGAAACUCACUAUUGUCGUGUGUUGAUACGAGAUUGUGAUAUGGAAACAGUACAAAUUGAUCUAAUGAAAUCAUAUCGAAAUAUCUUAAAAGAAAUAUUUCUUUCAAAACAAAUAUUGGUAGGACAACGAAAAUUUGAAUUUUUAUUAUGUUCAAACAGUCAACUACGAGAUCGUAGUUUUUGGUUUUAUUCGUCAUUCAAUGGAUUUCGUUCAAGUGAUAUUCUUCGAUGCAUGGGUGACUUCACAGAUGAGAAAACGGUUGGCACUCUCAUUGCAAGAAUGGCUCUUUGUUUUACUGGAACAUUCAAAGGAGUUGAAGUAUGUAUUUUCAAUUUUCGUUCAACA
This is a messenger RNA of Didymodactylos carnosus, 1113 nucleotides long. Lineage: Eukaryota; Metazoa; Rotifera; Eurotatoria; Philodinida; Philodinidae. The record is from the annotation of a GenBank genome assembly.